GAGCGAGAUUGCGCAACUUGGAAGAAAACACCUGACUUAGACAGUAAUGAGUGCAGUGAAAUACUAAAGGAUGAAACAGGAACCGCCCAGAUUUCUAGAAGAUUUUCUGACCUGCCUUCUCUCGCGCUAUCGUGACACUAACUCUUUAUUACCUCUCGUCGUCUCUCGUCACUUUUUUAACUUUUUUAUCUUUGAUUAUCUCCAGCUCCAGCACGACAAACCUGAAUCCACAGACAUGCAGAGCUCCAGGAUCCGGAGAGCGUUCCUGUUUGGGCUGCUGAGCUUCUCUUGCAUCUUGGUUCCUCCUUCUUCAGCUCGUUCUUCAGUGAAGGUGAAGCUUCAUGACUCUGCUACUCUGUCCUGCUCUGAGAGAUGUUCUGGUUUGGUCAGAUGGACUGCAUCCCGUAAACCCACUGAUGUUCUGUCUGAGUGUGAUCAGACUUCAUGUAGAUCAGUGAAGGAGGGAUAUCAGAUGAUCCAUGAUCAGUACCUGAAGGGGAAUCUCUCUCUCACCAUCACUGACGCUGAUUUCACUAAGAGAACCUGGUACACCUGUCAGUGUGACGGUAAAGACGUCUGUGAUGUGAGUCUACGGCUCGAGCCUCCUGAGAACUUCCUGCAGAUGAACCGUGGGGAUAAUCUGACUCUGGAUCUUCCCGUCUCAGAGCCAGUGAAGGUCACUUUCAACAGGACUGGAGACUCUGAUCCAAACCCUGUGAAGCUGUGUGAAGUCAAGGGCCGUAAAGUCCAAUGUGACCCUCCAUAUGAGGAGAGAGUGUUGUUCCAGUCCAGUCUGCAGCUGAAGGACCUGAAGGACUCUGAUGGUGGUGUUUACACUGUAGUGGACACUGAGAACGAGGAGGUCGUGUCUACAUAUAGAACCACAGUCAGAGGUGAGAAGGAGAGCUGGGUGUGGAACAUUUGGAAGAAAACAGAGUUUGGCAUUGGGCUCGGUGUGGGGGUCUUUCUUGGAGCAUUGCUGGCCUACUUUGUCCCACCACAGAUAGUAAGAGGCUGGAUGUGGCUGAAGAGAAGAACACAGCGCUCACAUGGAUGCUGCACUACAGCUGAGGAUAAGAGUCAGUCUACUACCACUGAACAAGUUCCUCUGAAGGAAAAGCCCUCAGGUUAGUGUGAGACAAGGCUGUAGAGGAUCAGAGUGAAGAGCCUUUUCACCCACAAAGACUGAAUCUUCUGUUCUUCAGUCUGGAGGAGGGUUCAGAGUGUCUUCUGUAUGUUUUUACAGUCAUCUUGUACUUUUCUGUGCUUCAUGUUUUGGUUUUAUGUAAAAAGGAAAGUAAAUGGAGCCGAAUUAGAGAUGAUCUAGAGCUGCACGCAAUCCCACUUUUACCCAUCAGUCACAGCACAACAUCCUGAGACAGUUUUUUACUGAUUGUGUGAUCAGUAGCUCUGAUUUUGGAGAUGUAGUUGAUUGGAUUGUGGGAGAUUUUAGCUGUUACUGGUAAAUAUCAUGAUUUUCUAAAAGCACAGAUGUGAAACUUUGAUCAUUGUUCUGUUUAGCAGUGUUGAGACAAAGACAAAGUUUUCGCACCAGAUUUCCUUCUAAUCAGGAUGACCUGCCAGCACUGGUGUUACAUGUGAGCAGGUAUUACUCUUGAGUUGGGAGAAUUAUCAGCACACUCACUAACUCUGCUUACAGGGGACUUGUGUUUGUGUUAGAGGAGCGCUUAUGUUGGGUAAACCUCACCAGCUCACCCCAGCUCCACUUACAAGAUCUGCUGGAUUAGUGUAUCACCUGACAUUUCAAACCACUUAAGAGGGGUGCCUGUACUUUCGCACCAUGUAGAGGUCUGCUCUGUCUAGUUGGUCAGAGCGUGGGCACCACCCCUUGUAAUUUUGAUUACUGGCCAGAGAAGAGUAGUUAGCUUUUGUUUCAUUUUUGUUUCUGUAUCUGAGUACCUUUUGUUUCAGAGAAGUGGUUUUUGUUUUGAUCUUUUCUUUGGUGCCACAGUUUGAUUCUCUCAGAGUGGUCCAAGAUAUCAUAGCACAGCAUUUUUACUGUAGCUGGUUUUAAUAAAUAAAAAAUAGUUAAAAUGUAACUGUGAACAUUUUGAACUCUUAUUUUGUAUAUUGUGUAUUUUUUUAAGAUGCAGCUGCUUUACUGAGUUUGUUGAAGUCCAAAGUGCUGUGAUUUUUGCUGUCAGUUUCUACUGAUAGUGUUUAAUGUGUUUAUACUUCUAAUGUUGAUAAAGCACCAACUCCAGUGUCAUCAGCUGUGCUCAU
Molecule: messenger RNA, 2244 nt
Organism: Colossoma macropomum (tambaqui)
Lineage: Eukaryota; Metazoa; Chordata; Actinopteri; Characiformes; Serrasalmidae
Exons: 5
Coding region: 71-1132 (353 amino acids)
Source: RefSeq, a predicted model, not a curated record